This is a messenger RNA of Balaenoptera musculus (blue whale), 1732 nucleotides long. It is a transcript of the gene POLN, whose product is annotated as DNA polymerase nu. Gene Ontology annotation, biological process: DNA-templated DNA replication; double-strand break repair. The transcript is spliced from 19 exons. The coding region runs from base 1 to 1638 and encodes 545 amino acids. Gene Ontology annotation, molecular function: DNA-directed DNA polymerase activity; DNA binding. The record is from RefSeq and is a predicted model, not a curated record. NCBI's taxonomy places the organism in Eukaryota, Metazoa, Chordata, Mammalia, Artiodactyla, Balaenopteridae.
AUGACGGCUGACUUGGGCGUUGCUGAUUUUGUAGGGCUAGAUCCCAGAAUUGCUGCAUGGCUUAUAGAUCCUACUGAUGCUGCACCCUCUUUUGAAGACUUAGUGGCAAAAUACUUGGGAAACUCCAUCACAGUUAAGGUGAACAGCACAUAUGGAAAUUCCUCAAGAAAGACUGUGAAUCAGAAUGUACAUGCGAACCUGAGGGUGCUCUACAGACUUACGAUGGGCCUUUGUUCCCAGCUCAAGGUUUAUGGUUUAUGGCAACUGUUUUGUACUUUGGAGCUUCCUCUGAUACCAAUUUUGGCAGUGAUGGAAAGCCACAACAUUCAGGUGAACAAGGAAGAGAUGAAGAGGACUUCAGCACUUCUUGGGUCUCGUCUCAAGGAACUGGAGCAAGAAGCCCAUUUUGUUGCAGGAGAACAGUUUCUUAUAACGAGCAGUAAUCAGCUUCGAGAGAUCCUGUUUGGCAAACUGCAGCUGCACCUGCUGCGUCCACAGGAGACUCUUCCCAAAACUGGACUCCGGAGACACCCGUCCACAUCAGAAGCCGUGUUAAAUGCUCUGCAAGACCUUCAUCCAUUACCCAAAAUAAUUUUGGAAUAUAGGCAGGGCUCCAUUUCCUCCACGUGGAACCAGACUGGAACCGUGACCGGAAGACUGUCAGCCAAGCAUCCUAAUAUCCAAGGCAUCUCCAAGCACCCAAUUCAAAUAACUAAACCUCAAAAUUUUCAAGGUAAAGACGAACUCCUUACCAUCUCCCCGAGGACCGUGUUUGUUUCAUCCGAAGGCCACACCUUCCUAGCAGCAGACUUUUCACAGAUUGAAUUGCGCAUUCUUGCACACUUAUCUGGGGAUCCAGAACUUUUGAAGUUAUUCCAGGAAUCUGAAAGAGAUGAUGUAUUUUCCACCCUGACUUCACAGUGGAAGGACAUUUCCCCAGAACGUGUGACGCACGCAGACAGGGAGCAGACCAAGAAGGUGGUGUACUCGGUGGUCUAUGGAGCAGGGAAGGAGCGGCUUGCUGCUUGCCUUGGAGUUCCUGUUCAGGAAGCGGCCCAGUUUUUGGAGAGCUUUUUGCAGAAGUACAAGAAAGUCAAGGACUUCACCCAAGCAACCAUUGCCCGGUGUCACCAGACAGGCUACGUGGUGUCCAUCAUGGGCAGGAGGAGGCCGCUGCCGAGGAUCCGUGCACGCGACCCGCAGCUCCGGGCUCAAGCAGAGCGGCAGGCGGUGAACUUUGUGGUGCAAGGCUCGGCCGCGGACCUCUGCAAGAUGGCCAUGAUCCACCUCUUCACAGCAGUGGCCACGUCCCCCAUCCUGACGGCCAGGUUGGUUGCCCAGAUUCACGACGAGCUGCUGUUUGAAGUGGAGGACUCACAGAUUCCUGAGUUCGCAGCCCUCGUCAGGGGAACCAUGGAGGCCCUGCAGCACGUGCCGGCGCUGGAGCUGCAGCUGCAGGUGCCCCUGAAGGUGAGCCUGAGUGCCGGCCGCUCGUGGGGACACCUGGCACCACUGCACGAGGCCCCGGCCCGUGACCCCACCACCGUCCUGCCGAGUCUCCAAGCAACCGCUGAGCCAACGCCGGCCCCUGAGCGCCUACCCCCGUGCACGCAUUUUUCGCCUUCAUUUGGUCUGUAGCCCCAGGCAACAGCAGGGAAGAGAACUGGUUUCCACCAGCCCGCUGUGUGGCCUUCCCCAAGGUCAGAGUCAAGCGCUUGGUACUUGGCUAGGG